AUGUCGAAACUAUUAUGUAUUGAAUUCUUUAUAUUCUUGCAGUUGUUGUUGCUAUUGCUGAUUGCUGUAUGCGCUGCUCGCGUAACAGCUAAAGCUGAACCCCAACAAGUCGCUUUAGCUGCGCCUGUUGCUGUCGCUACUGCUCCUGUGGUGGCCGCCGCCGCCGCCGCCCCAUACGUAGCAGCUGCAUACACUACUUCUCCAUAUGCUGCAGCUGCACCCGCGCCCGCCCCUGUAGCCACCACCACCGCUUUUAGCACACCACCAUACGCUGCAUACUCAUCACCCUACGCUGCGUAUACGUCACCUUAUGCUGCCGGGCCUUAUGUCGCCUCACCUUAUGCCGCCGCAUACCCAGCUGCCGCCGCCUACACUAAUGCUCCAUUGAACUCCGCGGUCGCCAGUCAACGUGUCGAUGUACAGAGCAAUUACUAUGCAACACCAGUGAUAGCUGCUGCUGCCUCACCUGCCAAGUUGGUCGCACCCAGCUCAGCUGCUUUUGUUGCGCCUGCUGCACCAGCUGCACCUGCUGCUGCAUACUCGGCACCCAUAGCUGCCGCUUACACAGCUGCUGCUGUUCCUGCUCCCAUACCCGCUGCUGUAGCUGCUUAUACAGCGCCUUUUGUGGUGGCCCCUGCCGCAUCGGUAAUAGCUCCUGCUCCAAUUGCUGCAGCACUAGCUAAGCUCGUUGCACCAAGUGUUGUUGUCUAAGCUGUGCUCACAUGCACAUACGUGUACAUAUGUAUAUGUGUAGCUACUAAACCGAUAAAUACAUAUUUGGCAAAUACGUGAAUGUUCUUCAGUAGCGCUUUAAGUUGACACCUGUUAACCUCCC
Messenger RNA from Rhagoletis pomonella (apple maggot), 835 nucleotides. Its product is annotated as cuticle protein 16.5-like. The record is from RefSeq and is a predicted model, not a curated record. The transcript has 2 exons. The coding region runs from base 1 to 711 and encodes 236 amino acids. Lineage: Eukaryota; Metazoa; Arthropoda; Insecta; Diptera; Tephritidae.